This is a messenger RNA of Aspergillus caelatus, 655 nucleotides long. RefSeq lists its product as uncharacterized. Lineage: Eukaryota; Fungi; Ascomycota; Eurotiomycetes; Eurotiales; Aspergillaceae. The coding region runs from base 343 to 627 and encodes 94 amino acids. Gene Ontology annotation, molecular function: protein dimerization activity; DNA binding. The record is from RefSeq and is a predicted model, not a curated record. The transcript has 2 exons.
GGUAAAGGUGCAGAGGCGGAAUAAUACUAUUUACAUAUUAAAACGAAGAAAAUGUCCCUUUAUAUUUUAAGAACAGAAAGCGUGUUCUAACAAUUCUUUUUUCCGAAAAAAAAUAAAAAUAAAAAAGGAAGAGAGAGAGAGAGAGAGAGAGAGAAUUAUUGGCCAUGCUUUGCAGAAUUAAAAUCCGUGGCCUGAAACCAGAACUGUGGCCUUUGGCGCUUAUUUAAAAUAAGUGGCAACACACCCGUGUCCAACAGGAACCAAAAGUCCCGUCUGCGUUGUUUAAAAAUUUUAUUGAUUACGCUGAGGGUCCGCAGACAACUCUUGAUCUCGAUUCAUAUCAUGACAGCCAAAACAAGGACUAUCCGGCACCGGCGAUCGGAUAGUGCCAAGUCAAGGUGCCAACAACGGAAUCGACGGAAGAUUCAGCUAUUCCUAAAGGCAUAUGAGUAUUGCCAGGAGUGCGACGCGGAUAUUUCCUUAACAAUUCGAUUAAGACAUAGCGGCGAGAUUGUCUUUUUUAAUUCUGACGGGUUCUGGUCUCCGUCAAAAGAGCAGCUGGCGACGUACUAUCCAAGGCCCAAACAGGUCACUUGGCAGGAAAUUGCGGCUCGAUAUAAGUCCUAAUCAUUUAACACAAACCCCGAUACUAGAA